Rodentolepis nana is the source of this 708-nucleotide messenger RNA. The record is from the annotation of a GenBank genome assembly. NCBI's taxonomy places the organism in Eukaryota, Metazoa, Platyhelminthes, Cestoda, Cyclophyllidea, Hymenolepididae.
AUGGGUGAUGAGAACAGCUUAUUUUCACAGUUUUAUUCGGAAGUUAAAGUUAUUGAGAAGAGGGACUCGACGCUUACACCAAAGCAGCAGAUUGACAGGCUUAACAGACCAGGAUGUACAUAUUUUAAUCUCAAUCCGUUCGAUGUCCUACAAAUUGACCCCGAUGUGAAAAUGUCAGAUAUUAAGUCACGAUAUCGUCAAAUGUCAUUACUUGUGCAUCCAGAUAAAAAUCAAGAUGAUGCCGAAAGAGCCCAGAAAGCGUUCGAUGCCGUCACAAAGGCUUUCAAGUGUCUCGAUGAUAACGCAAGCUAUCGUAAGUGUUUAGAAGUUGUUCAAGAGGCUAAAGAUCGCGUGGCCAAGAUGGUUUCAGAGAAGCGAAUCAAAUCUAAGGGUCAGCCCAUAGAUGAAGAUGAUGCGGCCAAGUAUCGACAUGCUGUUUAUGUCCAAACCUGCAAGUUAUUUGCAGAUUUGGAACGCUUACGAGUCGAUGAAGAGACAAAACAGCAAAACGAAAGAAAGAGAAAGGCGGAAGAAGAGGAAAUUCAUCGUUUCCGUGUUCAGUAUGACAGGGAAUGGCGCGAUAACUACGAAGAAAGUCGAAAGGAUCGAAUCAAAAGUUGGCGUGCAUUCACCGCAAAGAAGGCGAAAAAGGGCGAAAGUCUCGGUGGUUUCAAGCCGCCUAAACCCAAAAUGGAAACAAGAAAAUGA